Molecule: messenger RNA, 475 nt
Organism: Gordionus sp. m RMFG-2023
Lineage: Eukaryota; Metazoa; Nematomorpha; Gordioida; Chordodea; Parachordodidae
Product: DNA-directed RNA polymerases I, II, and III subunit RPABC2-like
Exons: 4
Coding region: 41-424 (127 amino acids)
Biological process (GO): transcription by RNA polymerase I; transcription by RNA polymerase II; tRNA transcription by RNA polymerase III
Cellular component (GO): RNA polymerase II, core complex; RNA polymerase III complex; RNA polymerase I complex
Molecular function (GO): DNA binding
Source: RefSeq, a predicted model, not a curated record
UUUUAUAAAACUCAAAAUAGUUCGGUCACAAAUUGAAAUAAUGGCAGAUGAUGAAGAAAUGAUUCAAGAUUUCGAUGAGUUCGAAGAAGAAAAUGAUGAAGAUGAAAAACCUAAUGAAGACUAUGAACAAAUUGAUGUUGCACCCUUAAAUGAAGAUAUUACUAUUGAAAGAAAGGAUCCCUCACAAAGAAUUACCACACCUUUUAUGACAAAAUAUGAAAGAGCACGUAUUCUAGGAACUAGAGCCUUGCAAAUAAGCAUGUGUGCUCCAUUAAUGGUUGAAUUGGAAGGUGAAACAGACCCCUUGCAAAUAGCUAUGAAAGAAUUAAAAGCCCGUAAAAUACCAAUCCUCAUCAGAAGAUAUCUGCCUGAUGGAUCUUAUGAAGAUUGGGGUGUUGAUGAAUUAAUUAUUACUGAUAUUUAAUUGAUUUAAUAUAUUUUACAUUGUAAACAAUACCUUAUACAUAUAUAUAUC